This is a messenger RNA of Coffea eugenioides, 1579 nucleotides long. RefSeq lists its product as uncharacterized. The record is from RefSeq and is a predicted model, not a curated record. The transcript is spliced from 4 exons. Bases 610 to 1089 code for a protein of 159 amino acids. NCBI's taxonomy places the organism in Eukaryota, Viridiplantae, Streptophyta, Magnoliopsida, Gentianales, Rubiaceae.
GAUGGAAUUCAAACCCUGCCUGCUGCCUGCAUACCGCACAGCCUUCCCCGGCCCCCCAUACAGAGCAAAAAGUAAACCUAAUCAAUUCAAUCCCCUUCUCUUCUCUCUUCCUCUUCUUUCAGUUCAUCUUCUUCCUGUGCUCCUUACCUGUCUGAGGAGUACCUACUACUCGUACUCCUGCAAUUGCAAAUUUGCAAUGCCUCCUUUAACCAACAAUAAUGAUAAAUAAUACUCCAGUACUAAUCAAUAAUAAUAUCUGCCCGGGGCCUUUCUUUUCUCUCUCUUUCCAGCUUUUUCCUGUAGAUUGCAACAGAAGUUACACCGCUUUGGAUCCCCAUCUCCCCCUUACGCUCUCUCAUUUCUUCUCUCUCUUUUCCUCUUAUACAUUUUAUUAUUACCUUUUUGUUUUUUCAACUCUUUUGUUAGGUCACAAGCAAGAAACCAGUCAUUUACUCCUCUCAAGUCUCAUCAUCCCCUGUGCCCUUUUUAUACCCGCCCCAACCCUCCCUUCAUAUUCAACUUGCCACAAUUUCAAGCCCUUUUGAGUGCUUGGACAAGUCAAUUUUGCCUCUUUUCUUGCUAGCUAUUACCACUAGUAGUCUUCUACCAAUGGAUGAGUACUACUUCAACGGGAGGAGGGGUCACGUCCCGGCAUUUGGAAGCUGGGAUUGCAAUGACGAUCUUCCGUUCACCCAGUGCUUCGAGACAGCAAGGCAGACUGGGUUGUUUCGCUAUAGCUACUCUGAAGAUCGUGAUUUGUACGUUGCUGGUGAUUUGUACGAGAAUGAUGUUGUCGCUCCUGCCAUGAUUGUGGUUCCUCGUCGCAGGCAGGUAAAAUCAACAAGUUACCAGCGGCAGGGGAAAGAAGCAAAAGGUGGGGAAGCUUGGGUGGUGUGCGACUGUGAAUGUGGGGUCAACGUCAAAGAGCCACCAAGCCCACUGCCACCUUCUCCUCCCCCUCCUGCUCCUAAAGCCGUGGAUGAAGACCUCUACAAGAUUUCGCCGGAGCUCCUCCGAGCACAGCCCCGAAAGAAGAGGGGCUGGGGGUUCUUUUCAAUCUGCAUGCAACCACCCAGCUGCGUCCGUUGAAUUCGCUGCAGAAGAAGCUCAUCAUCAUCCUCAUCAGUACCGCGGCAUUGCGUACAUUUAUAUAUAUAUAUAUAUAUAAAGGGGGAAAAAAAGGGGGGAAGGAGUCUUCUUCUUAUUAUGAGUGCUCCUAUGGUAUGGUCGGGGAUGGAUGGAAUCAAUCGUGGAAGGAAGGUUGUCAUUAUCAAACAUCAUCAUAUGAUCGAUCAUAUGAUAAAUUGAUAACCAUUCUUCUUACCAACGGUUUAUCCCUGCUGCUGGGCCUGCGAGCAUCGCUCCUUCCCUACCUUAUCUUUUUGGAACCACGCCCUUUCUCUCUCUCUCUUUUGUUGUAUUGUAGGAAGACCCCUACUCUGUUCUGUUCUGUUCUGUUCUGCCCUUCUCCGCCCUCUAUGCUUGUAGUUGUAUAUUGGUACUGUUUUCCAGAUCUUCAAAAGCUGGGAAAUUACUCUUCUAUUGGAAAUGGUGAUCGAUCAGAAAGCUUCCGUGGAAA